AUGAGUGGAGUGUCUUCGCCCUCGGCUCAGAGUGACCGCAGCGGAGAAGGGCGUCCUUCCGUCGACGUCCUUUGUGUUCACCGACGCGCCCUGCACCAAGAGCGACUGCAACGCGGCCGCGGCGACGGCGGUGGCGCCCCGGGCGUCGCGCGCCUCCAAUGCCGCCCCGGCGACCACCAGGCGCGCCACUGUCGCCGAUGCAGCGGGUUGUCCACCCACGCUCCGUUCGCAAUGAGCAAGUCCGCGACCUCCAUGCAGCGCGGUGUUGCCGCGCUCGUCCCGCGCAUUCACUUUUCCUCCAUCACCCAGAAAGCGCCGCAGUCCCUUCUCCGCGCGUCCGUGGAGGGGCUGGAGGAGGCCGGGGCGCCCUGCAUGGAGUGGGCUGGAGGGCCAACAAAAGGGCUGCGCUGGAGGGAAUUGGUUCAGGGAACUGAGAGAUGCAAGAAGCUCCUCCACCUUGGGCAAUAA
Messenger RNA from Gryllus bimaculatus (two-spotted cricket), 468 nucleotides. Lineage: Eukaryota; Metazoa; Arthropoda; Insecta; Orthoptera; Gryllidae. The record is from the annotation of a GenBank genome assembly.